Messenger RNA from Caretta caretta (loggerhead turtle), 3283 nucleotides. RefSeq names its product alcohol dehydrogenase 1-like. NCBI's taxonomy places the organism in Eukaryota, Metazoa, Chordata, Testudines, Cheloniidae. The record is from RefSeq and is a predicted model, not a curated record. Gene Ontology annotation, cellular component: cytosol. Gene Ontology annotation, molecular function: all-trans-retinol dehydrogenase (NAD+) activity; zinc ion binding. Gene Ontology annotation, biological process: retinoic acid metabolic process; retinol metabolic process.
CAUGUGGAUGUGGCAGGUAAACAAACCGGUCUGGCCCGCCAGGGGCUUUCCCUGAACACACGGCAGACCGGCUUUGAGAACCACUGAUAUAGAUCAUAUGUCAAGGGUGAGGCUGCUUUCUCAGGUAACUGAAAAUAUAUAUGUCAAGGGGUUUUGAUGCCUCACUUCCUGGUUACCAGGAUGCAAGUAGGAUCUGUGAUAGUUUUAGAGCCUUGAAUAUCUCUCUAGCCUUAAUUUUUCACAUCGGUGUUUGUAUCCUCUGGAUCUCAGGAGGAGGCGAUACACUUCAAAUUAAUGUCUCGUGGAUUUGUCACAAGCCCCAGAAAAGAACCAGCACAACCCUGCCACUCUGGGAGCAGACCAGGGACCAGACAGUGACUCGAGUCCCAAUCGGUCCCUGGCUCUCCCCUGAUCUAAGGGAAAAGUCGCCAGUGCGAUCCCUUUUCUUAGUGUAGAUCACUACCUGCCCCCUACCUAGACACCUGUGCCAGACAGUGUCUUUCUACCUAGACACCUGUGCCUGACCCCGGGAGACCGCCUUUCCUCUCCAUGCUGCGACCUACAGCUUGGGAGUGAGGGAGAAGAGGGAAUAGUUAACAAAGGCACGGAAAUGAGGAGGAGAUGAGGCUGUGACAGCAACUGAACAGAACGUUUUUUUAUUAUUAUAACAGUAUUUGUCAUUUGAAAAAUUUCAGCUAGUUCUAGUACCCUUGGCCAUAGCAAAGCAGCCCUUCACCUCCCCAAGGAAUCUAAAUAUGGUUUUAUGUGAAGUUCCUGAGGUUUUUCACUCUUCUGUUCUUCAUACACCAUUUUGUACCUUUACCCUGCCCCACUCAGACACGCCCCACAAGUUCAGAAUUCAGCACUGCAGCGCCCUCUGGUGUUUGUCAUAGACUUGAAGGAACACCCCCAACAUGAUUCCAGUGUGUAACACGAGUGAGCAAUGCACUUUGUUGCAGAGUGCUGAGUUAACAAGGGCACUUCAACUUCCUGAGAAAUCUUUGAAAUCAAAGGAGCCUUUUGUGAAGCGUUGGAAUAAAGAGGAUCUGUGCUGUGCUCUGUGAAUCCGGAGGGCUUUUGUUUUGUGUGUGUGUAUUUUACAAAAGAGCCCGCUCUAUGUUCCUACAGUAUUCAGAGGAAACAAACAGUAUUGCAAAUUGAAAUGAUCUGAAGAGCAUAUUUUAAAAAUUUUAAAUAAUCCUUCUAAUUAAUAUAGUUUUCAGUCCUGACCUGUAAUUCAUUUAAAAGUAAAUGUCAUUUGGUUAAGGAUGCGUUAAGCUUACAGCUCACUACAGUCUUUAUUUAAACGUCACUUUUUUUCCCUAUGGCCUAUCUUAUGUUACACAUUUAACUAUUGAUCAGUUGUGGAAAAUAAUAAUCCGGAAAAAAAGCAGCCUUUAACAAACUAGUCUGAGGAGUCCUUGCUCCAUGAAAAGCACAGAUUUUCAGCAGCUAUAGAUGGGAACAGUGACAUCAGCACUAUUGAAAAGAAAUCACGAAAGCAGCACCUUAGAUCUGCUUGAACUUGUCAGUUCCCCAGUAUCUGAGAACCUCAGUCUUUUAAUGCAUCUAUACCUGUGGCACAGCUGGGGAACCAUUGAAAGACUUGGAAGAAACAGACAGGCGUGGAGGAGCUUCGUCAUGGCCCUAAACACCAGAGGCGUAAUAAGAACAUGAUGAUGAUGAUCUCUUGAGUAAAGCAUUUAGUCCUAUAUUUCCUGAAUCUUCCCUUACUGUGGCAUUGUGGUACAUCUUUAAGCUGUUUAAAAACAACUAGCUGACUCUUCUGGCUUUGCUAUGAUGAAUUGACUGACUGGAAGAGCAGAAAAGCUUGCAGAUUCCACAGGAGCAAAGUCUUGUUCCUCUUGGCCUCCCCCACUGCUCUUAUUUGAAUCCCAACACCAGCUGCUGGCAGAAGACACAAUGAGUUUAAAUUUCUCCAUUACCUGAGUCCCACCCUCAGUGAUUCUGACAAUAUUAGUCAUGCCUUAUAUUACUGACAAGUCCAGAUGUCUUUUGGCGGCCUCUCUGAUUCACAGAACCUCAUGCCACACAAGACCAGCAGAUACCAUUUCCUGUGGAUCGUCAGCACCUUCUCAGAAUACACAGUUGUGCCUGAUUCUGCCCUAGCAAGAAUUGUUGUUGCUGCUCCUCGGGAUGGAUUCUGUCUCUGUGGAUUUUCCACUGGUUAUGGGGCUGCCAUUAAUACUCCCAAAGUUAAACCUGGUUCAACUUGUGCCAUCUUCGGUUUGGGAGGAGUUGGCCUCUCCGUUGUUGUUGGCUGUAAGGCAGCUGGUCCUUCCCGGAUCAUUGGGAUCGACAUCAACAAAGAUACAUUUGCCAAGGCUAGAGAGUUAGGAGCCACUGAAUGCAUCAAUCCUCAGGACUUCAAGAAACCUAUUCAGGAGGUGCUGGUUGAGAUGACUGGGCAUGGUGUGGACGAUUCUUUUGAAGUUACUGGAUGCGUAGCUACUAUGGCAGCUACCUUGGCAUCCUGCCACAUGGGCUCUGGAAGGUGUAUGAUGAUUGGAACACAUUCUUUGAUAUCCUUUGACCCUAUGCUGCCAUUCACUGGACAUCCCUGGGAAGAGAGUCUUAAUGGCGCAUGGAGAUAAGCAAAAGUGCCAAAAGUGGAUGAACAUUUCCAUCUUAGUUAACCUGUUCAGUUGCUUGUGAAAUGUUUAGUCUGGCUAUUUUAUUGCUGUAUAUAAUGGAAUACAAAAGUGAAUGGUAAUUCUGCUGCUGCCAGAGUAGAACACGAAAACCCAAGUUUGCAUGAAGAAAAAAAACAAUUAUGCCUAGAAAUAUGGAUAUGUACAUGUGUAACUGCAUGUGCCUAAGCUUGAAAAGCUGGCUCAUAUUCACAGCCACAUAUUUUGUACAAUCUAUUAUGCACAUCAUAAAACAUUUCCAUUUUCCCUUCCAUGAUUUUAUUAAAUAUCUAUCUGAAUAUUUGUGCUAGUAAAUACCAUGAAAACAGCGUGCAAACUCCAAAUGGCUGCUCCGUUCAACCACAUUUGUGCCCCCUUUAUGUGCUGUUUUAGGAACAUUCUUGCAAAUAGAUUUUUUUUUCCCCACCCAAAUGUUUGGAGAAUAGUUGUUCUUCAAGAGGCUCAUUGAUUUCAAUGGGUUGUAGAUCACACGCCACACGAAUAUACGUCUUUUCAUGGGAGCCAAUGUACUCUAAUCAAAAUAUUAUUUGUUUGAUAUUCAUUAUUCACUAAUCUCCUGUUUACAAAGUGUGUUUUAUGCUUUGUUUAAUCAUAAAAUGUGUGUUUCAGAA